This is a messenger RNA of Lutzomyia longipalpis, 1577 nucleotides long. Its product is annotated as vesicular glutamate transporter 1-like. Bases 52 to 1518 code for a protein of 488 amino acids. Gene Ontology annotation, cellular component: plasma membrane. Gene Ontology annotation, molecular function: transmembrane transporter activity. The transcript has 6 exons. Gene Ontology annotation, biological process: transmembrane transport; monoatomic anion transport. The record is from RefSeq and is a predicted model, not a curated record. Lineage: Eukaryota; Metazoa; Arthropoda; Insecta; Diptera; Psychodidae.
UCCAAACAAUAAAUAUCAGAAAAUUCAGUUAGGAGUAUUUUAGUGAAAAUAAUGGUCAGCAAUUCAGCAAAGGAUGAAGAUGGCAGGAUCGAGGAAACGACGAAUGCCCAUCAAUUAGAAGACUCUAAAGUGCCAUUCUGGAGGAAACGUCGCUAUCAUCUCGUUCUUAUGGUCUUCCUCGGAUUAUUCAAUCUCUACACCUUGAGGAUUAAUCUUAGUGUAGCUAUUGUGGCGAUGACUAAGAAAAACAACGUAACUCUGGACAAUGAAACGAUCGUUGAAGAGCAAGAAUUUGAAUUUGAUUCAAAGCAGGAAGGACUCAUCCUCAGUUCCUUCUUCUAUGGCUACAUAGCGACGCAACUUGUGGGAGGAUACUUAGGAUCUAGAUUCGGAGGACAUUUGAUGUUUGGACUUGGUCUUGGACUGUCUUCAUUGAUGGCAUUGCUUAUUCCAGUUCUAGCUAAAACUAGUCUAGGUCUAUUUGUUACAGCAAGAAUCCUUCAAGGACUCUUCGGAGGUAUUGUUCCUCCAUCAAUUAUGGUCAUUUGGUCAAAAUGGGCACCAUUUUAUGAGAGAUCCUUAAUGGGAAAUGUCGCCUUCACAGGAGGCUACAUUGGAACAGGCGUGGCGAUGCUCCUUUCGGGUGUUUUAGCUGUUUCAUGGGGUUGGGAGAGUAUUUUUUACUUCUUCGGAUCAGUAGGAUGUCUCUGGUACAUUUGUUGGCUUUUUGUGAUAAAAGAAAGUCCAGAAGUUGAUCCCUUUAUAACAGAAGCAGAGAAAAAGUACAUUAUGACAAGCAUUGGGGAUUCAGAUAAAAUGAUUUCACAUCCUUGGAAGGAUAUUUUCACAUCACCACCAGUUUGGGCAAUUGUCGUGGCGAAUUUAACUGCAAUGUGGGGUGCAUAUACACUUUUAACGCAACUUCCAAUGUUCCUCAAUGAUACAUUGGACUUUGAUUUGGACACAACAGGAUAUGUGUCAGGAAUACCCUUCAUAGCUGUGGUUGGUUUUCUCUUCAUUUCGGGAUAUUUAGCAGAUUGGGUGCGUGUUAAGGGUUACCUCAGAACGGGUCAAGUACGUCGGUAUUGGAAUUGUGUUGCCUUCAUAGUUCAAAUGGCUUUCAUACUCCUAACUGCCUUUGCAACGGAUCCAAUUGUAAGCAUGGUCUACAUAACACUCGCCGUAGCUGCUAGUGCUUUUCCUUGGUCGGGGUAUGCUGUCAACGGAUUGGAUUUAGCUCCCAGUCAUGCUUCCAUCAUUUUUGGCUUAUCAAAUACAUUCGGAACUCUCUCUGGGAUCGUUAGUCCCAUAGUUAUGGGACACAUAGUUACAGACAAGACACGAGAACAGUGGCAGAUUGUCUUCUUCAUAACAGCCAGUAUCUAUCUGUGUGGAGCAAUCUUCUGUUGGUUCUUCGUAAGAGGUACCCUACAACCCUGGGCGAAGAUUGACCAAGAAAAAUUAGCAGCAAAAAAGAAGGAAUUGGAAAAUGAUAAGAUGGAAUCUGCCGAAAACUGAAGUGGCAUAACUGGAUGUCUGGUGAGCAAAUAAAGAUAAAAAGACAAUAAAGAGAUCGC